This is a messenger RNA of Aspergillus bombycis, 1278 nucleotides long. Its product is annotated as pepsin-like aspartic protease. Gene Ontology annotation, biological process: proteolysis. NCBI's taxonomy places the organism in Eukaryota, Fungi, Ascomycota, Eurotiomycetes, Eurotiales, Aspergillaceae. Bases 1 to 1278 code for a protein of 425 amino acids. Gene Ontology annotation, molecular function: aspartic-type endopeptidase activity. The record is from RefSeq and is a predicted model, not a curated record. The transcript is spliced from 3 exons.
AUGAGAUUUCUUCUGUCUUUUUUGAUUACCUUGUCUCUCGCCUGCGGCGUGCUUUCGCUUCCAUCGGGCUCAAAAUCUCAACUUAAAGGCAGGUCCUUUAAGGUAGAGCGGGUACGGCGCGGAAAUGAGCCUGUCCAUGGCCCAACAGCUUUGCGCCGAGCAUACGAGAAAUUUGGUAUUGUGCCAACGGACCUUGGGAUUGAUUUGGAUGAUUUCGAACCCAUAGCGGCAAAGAGCGCUGUCGUUGCGAAGAAAGAUGUCACCGAGCCGGACCAAAAGGGUGCUGUCAGUGCCGCCUCAGUCCUGGGCGAUGCUGCAUUUGUCUCUCCCGUCACCAUCGGUGGUCAAAAACUUGUCCUAAACUUUGACACUGGCUCUGCCGACUUUUGGGUGAUGAAUACGGAGCUCCCAAAAGAAGCUCAAAUGGGCCGUACAGUGUAUAACCCUUCCAACUCUUCUACAUUCAAGAAAAUGGAGGGAGCUACUUUCAACAUCUCUUACGGCGAUGCCUCGUAUGCGUACGGUGGUGUGGGUACGGAUAUUGUCAAUGUUGGGGGGGCCAUUGUCAAAGACCAAGCCAUUGGCAUUCCGGAUACGGUAUCCAGCGCUUUCAUUGAAGACGCCACUUCAAACGGUUUAGUGGGACUGGGAUUCUCAUCCCUCAACACUGUCAAGCCUAAGCAGCAGAAAACCUUUUUCGAUAACAUCGCCGAUAGUUUGCAGGAGCCUGUUCUGACAGCGUCCCUCAAAGCCAACGGCGUUGGCGAGUACGAAUUCGGCAUACUUGAUCACGACAAGUACCAGGGCGACAUCGCAAAUGUGAGCGUGGACUCCUCCAAUGGAUUUUGGCAGUUCGAAUUGGCGAAGUUUGCUAUUGCGGAUGGAGAUAUACAAAACAUCAAAGAAAACCCUACUGCCAUUGCGGAUACCGGAACCUCGCUUAUGCUGCUCAGCCAGGAAGUGGUGGACGCCUACUAUGCAAAGAUUGAAGGUGCAAUUUUUGCCAGCAGCGCUAGCGGUUACAUUUAUCCCUGCAAUGCCUCGCUUCCUAGUAUUUCAGUUGCGAUAGGAUCUAAGCAUCUGGCGACCGUUCCAGGCAACCUGAUCAAUUUCUCCGAGGUUGGUAUUAACAAGACGACCGGCGGAAAGGUUUGCUUCGGAGGUGUUCAAUCUAACCAAGGGUCCUCGAUGCAAAUCCUCGGCGAUGUGUUCCUGAAGGCCUUCUUUGUGGUCUUCGACAUGCGGGGACCUUCCCUGGGAGUUGCAACUCCAAAAUAG